GUAAAGUUGGGAGACAAAAGUGUAGAGUUGACGCGUUGCUGGUUGAUAAGCGCAACGGUGUGUUUUGUAUCUUGUUGCACUUUCCCGUUAUUGUCGGCCUGCUUCAACUUGAACCUAUAAACGCGAGACGGGUUGAUCGAAAAAAAAAUUGACAAUGAUAAUAAUGAUUCCGAUAAGCAAGAAAGCAGCCUUCCCCAUUUUUUUCUGCUGCCUCUUGAUUGUGUCGUCGGUGAUGCCCAAGUCAUUGGUAAAGAGAGAUGACACCCAAUUUGUAUGUAAAGACAGAGUUCCUUGCGGAUGGGCGGUUUACAAUCAAAUCACGAGAAAUGUGGACUAUUUUAUGAAAAAUACAUGUGAAUGCCCCCAAAGUUUAACUUGUCUGAAGGCGGAUGAGGAUAUUUCGAUCCAAUCUUAUGUGUAUCGAUGCCAGCAGACGGAAGAAGAAUCUAAAGCCACGUGAUACUACAAGACCAAAUACCCUCUGUCACUAACUUACCAGACGACCAAUAGUAUUUUAACUUAAGAUUUCUUAGUUUUUAUAUUUUAACAUUUUUUUAACGAGUUUGAGAUUUAUAAGUUUCUUACCUGUAUUUUAACACAUCCUAUCAUAACAUAUUCAGACGUUUCCAAAUGGGAUACUUUGUCCUACAAAAUACAGAACAACUAGAUUCACUUUGUCUAUGAAAAUAAACAUUUUCUCUGCUCCUUUAUUAGUAUUUUGUAGGUACUAUAUAUGUAUUCUUAACUAGUUUUGAUAAUUUUUCGAAAUAUCUGCAUAGAUGAAAUUAAUAAAUAAGAUAUAUAGAUUGUAACCGAAUGACUGAUAAAAUUAAGCAUAUUUUUGUAUUUAUUUGUGCACCUGUAUAUUUAUAUAAAGUUUACAAGUAUUCCUACAUUUAACUAUUAAAUUAUUUUUAACAUUAGAAAAGGACGUUUGGCAUCUAAUUCAUUUAAUAA
Cylas formicarius (sweet potato weevil) is the source of this 957-nucleotide messenger RNA. RefSeq lists its product as uncharacterized. Bases 155 to 460 code for a protein of 101 amino acids. The transcript has 3 exons. The record is from RefSeq and is a predicted model, not a curated record. NCBI's taxonomy places the organism in Eukaryota, Metazoa, Arthropoda, Insecta, Coleoptera, Brentidae.